Molecule: messenger RNA, 1597 nt
Organism: Erigeron canadensis
Lineage: Eukaryota; Viridiplantae; Streptophyta; Magnoliopsida; Asterales; Asteraceae
Product: putative F-box protein At3g10240
Exons: 1
Coding region: 46-1377 (443 amino acids)
Molecular function (GO): protein binding
Source: RefSeq, a predicted model, not a curated record
UUUAUUUUUUUUUACACAACGAUUUUAUCAAGUGAUUUGAAAAGAAUGGAGACGAGGAUGAUGAAAAAGAAGAAAUUCGAAAAAGAAUCGAGGAGAAGAAGAGGUUCCCCAAACAAUAUCCCAAAAGAAAUAAUAGAAGAAAUCUUGUCAAGACUCCCUGCCAUAACCCUGGCCCGACUCAAAACCGCAUGUAAGCAAUGGCUGUCUCUAAUCUCCCAUCCAUCUUUCGCACAGUUACGCCACUCUAGAAACCCCGCUACUACUUCCGGCUUUUUCGUCCACGCUCACAACAAACAGACUGACCAACACUAUAUACUAAAAACAACCAGUCCUAAUCGCGGACCUCUUAUCCAUCUCCUCACCAUCAAUAAAGUUAAAAAUACUUGGACGGGUUACACUAGAACCGAACAUAUUAAUGGUUUAGUAUUAGUUACCAGCAAUGUUUUUGCUUACGUUGUCAACCCUACAACUCGACAAGUCUUUAAUCUCCCUUUUCCGCAGCCUGCUACUGCUGCUCCAAAUAAUGUUAAUGUUGAGACACAAAUUAUUUGCAGGCGGUAUAACUUUUUUGGGUUCGACCAAUCCCAAAACCAACAUAAGAUUUUGCACAUGAGGCUGCUUCGUUCUGCUGCUUCGGAUGUUAUAACAGCAGAGUUUGAGGUAUUUUCUUUGUCGGAUUAUUCUUGGAGAAAACUCGAUAACCCCACCACCCUUCCUGCUGAUCCUAUAAAUAUUGUCCUUGUUGCUCCUGGUUUGAAAAAUAGUGUUUGUGUCAAUAGUGUCAUACAUAUGAUGCUUCCCCAUGAAUUAAAGAAAAUCUUGACGUUUGAUUUGAUUACUGAAUGUUUUUCGGUAAUUGACUUACUUGUAGAUCUUCCACCUAAGCCAUACACAAGAUACCAUAGUGUACAAGGCCAUAUACUUAGAGACACCAUCCCUUUACUCACUCAAAUCAAUAAUGAUGGUGGCUUAUUAUUAGGACUUGUUUGUCAUGAUCGGUUGGUGGAAACCAACGAUAUGGAUAUCUGGAUAUUACAAGACCAUGAAAAUCGCGGUGUUUGGGCCAAGAAAACCAUUACUUUGUCCGCCGACAAGUUGAUUGGUGAGGAAGGGCCUUUACCGUGGGAUUAUUGUGAUAAGUAUAACAAGAUUGUGUUUUCGUGUCAGAGAAUGUUGUCUAAGAAAAAGAGGGUGUCUAAGAAGAAGAUGAAGAAGGAUGUCAUCAUCGGAGUACCUGUUUAUGACUUGAAACAUGAACGUUUUAAAUCAUUAAACUUUGUGAUUGGUGAUGAUCAUCCGUUUCUACAUCCUAAAAACGUGUUCAUUGAAUUUAAGAGCUAUAUUGAAACCAUCUAUCCUUUGAACCACAACAUCUGAAAGAUCCAACCGUAGACUGAGCCAAUUCGCCAGUAGUGCAUACGCCGCAUUUCAUCCUGCUGACGUUGAUCCUAUAUUGCGCUAGUUUCGUUUGGACUUAAUUAGUUGAUAUUAUACGACUAGUAGUAGUAAAUUUAUGUGUUUUUUUUUUCUUGUUCCAGUUUUUUAUCUUGACUUGUGUAUGAAACUUGUAUUUAUCUGCAAAAGGUUCUGUUUUAUA